AUGGAUGCUCAAAAUCAAACUGAAUUCCGCCGGUUGAACUUCCCAUUACAGCUUCUUGAAAAAAGAUCCAGUGGUGGUGAUGCCAACGAUACGGUGGCGCCGCCAACGGACCUCCAAACUGCUGCUAAACCAAAACCAUCGCCACCCAAGAGAGCAUCUACAAAGGACCGACACACAAAAGUCGACGGCCGAGGUCGCCGGAUCCGCAUGCCGGCCACUUGUGCAGCCAGGGUUUUCCAGCUGACACGUGAGCUCGGACACAAGUCAGAUGGCGAGACGAUCGAGUGGUUGUUACAGCAGGCGGAGCCUGCUGUGAUAGCUGCUACCGGAACUGGGACAAUUCCGGCGAACUUUACUUCUCUGAACAUCUCACUUCGGAGUUCGGGAUCCACUAUGUCCGCCGGUCAUACGUCGUACCUUAGAAAUGGGUUCAGCUUCGUCACCAGUCGACCGACGGCGUCGCAAUAUGUGAGUUUUUCAACCUCGGCCGGAAAACAAGACUCGUCGUGUUUAGAUCUACGGAGUAUUCCGACGGGUAUUGCUUCUAGUUACAUGAUGCAAUCGAGUUCAGGGUCGAUCCCAGCGAGUAACACUCAAACACACGCGCCGCAGCCGACGUCGUUUUUGAUGAUGGGAAACCCUAAUAGCAGUACGACUACCGCCACAAGUCACGUAAUUUCCGGCGAUCCUACGUGGAAUUUUCCGUCUGGCAGUAACCAUAACAGUAACGAUGAUAAUAAUGUGUAUAGAGGAAGUUUGGGGAAUAAUUCUAGUGGUGGUGGUGGGUUACAUUUUAUGAAUUUUGGUACACCAAUGGCUCUUUUGCCCGGCCAACAGUACGGUGGCGGUACGGUGGCUGCAAUGGAAGGACAGCUAGGGAUGCUGGCGGCAUUAGCCCCUUUCCGGCCGAUUUUCGGUGUGAGUACUUCCGAUCAUCUCUUAAAUGGGUUGAAUCCGGUGAAUCACUGCGGCGGAGAUCAUGAUCCUCAUCAUCAACAUGAUCAAACAAGUUCCGACGCCGGCCACCAUUCUUAGGUACUGUCGUGUGGUCUGAACCAUUAUAUAUAUAAUAUAUAUAAUCAAUUAAUUCCAGAACCAAAAAAACACAAAC
This is a messenger RNA of Cynara cardunculus var. scolymus (artichoke), 1111 nucleotides long. Its product is annotated as transcription factor TCP15-like. The coding region runs from base 1 to 1035 and encodes 344 amino acids. Gene Ontology annotation, cellular component: nucleus. Lineage: Eukaryota; Viridiplantae; Streptophyta; Magnoliopsida; Asterales; Asteraceae. Gene Ontology annotation, molecular function: sequence-specific DNA binding; DNA-binding transcription factor activity. The record is from RefSeq and is a predicted model, not a curated record. The transcript has a single exon.